GGGUGUUGCUUAUUAAUUUAUUUGUUGUUAUUUAUUUGUUGGGGGUGAAUAAUUUGCUGAAAAUUCAAAUUUGGGGUGAUUCUUCUGUGUUCUAAUUUUGGCCUCAUUGGUGUUGCUUAUAAUUUCCUGAAAUGGGCUCUAAAUGUUCUAACUCUGUUGCAAUCACCCUGCAUAUGUAAUUGAUGGUACUGGCUAUUAUCAAUUCACCUUAGUAAAUGUAUGUUUUUUUUCCCUUCUUCUUUCAAUUAGGAGAUUUAUAGUUUGUUGUUCUGAUGUUGGAAUGAUUGUGAAAGCGGAAACGGAAAAACGAAUUGCUUCUGAAUUGAUUUGAAGUUCUCUCACAUUUUGUCUGGCGCAAAGAAAUGGUUAGUGUGAGAGUGGAAAAGUACGGUCCAAAGGGUCAAGCAGCAAAUGGAACACCUGCAAAGCCCAACAAGGAGAAGUCGAAGCCAGAUGUUGAUAUAAAUGUCGGAUUAUCUACCAGACCUCCAUGGUUUUGCAGUCUCUGCAACACCAGAGCCACUAGUCAGCAGGCUUUGCUUUUGCAUGCUGAUGGGAAGAAGCACCGAGGAAAGGCCCGAGCCUUUGCUGCAAACCAACAGCCUAAUCCACCACAGGAAGGGGCUGUAACCAAUAAAGACUCUACAGAAAACACUCCCAAGAAUGAAGUUCCAAAUGACAAAAGUACUGAGGAUAACAAAGAGAGUCCUAUGAAUGGGAAUGUUACUGUGAAAAAGAGAAAAAAUGACGCGUCUAAUAACACCGAGAAAUGUGCCAAUGGAGUAAGUAAUGGUACUGUUACUCAAACAGAAGCAGAGGAAACACCCAAGAAGUCAAAGAAAGCGAGAAAAGAAUUGGAGGUGAAAGGUACAGAGAAGAAGAAAGCCAAAAAUGAAGCAGAGAAGGGAGGUAAAACUGGUACGGAGAAAGAAGGUUCUGAACAGAAAAUAAAGUGGAAGAAGCUGAUUUCAUCAGUGCUUAAAUCUGCUCCAGACGGAGCAUUGAAGAUGAAGAAAUUACCGAAACUGGUGUUGAAAAGUCUCCACGAGUCCGGCAUUGCAGUAGACGAUAGCGAAUUUAGAGCUACUCUUGAAGACAAGGUUAAUUCGAGCUCGAAAUUUAUAGUUGAUGGCAAGUAUGUAAGGUUGGUGGUUUAACAGUUGAUGUAAAUCAUUGCCAGCAAUAUAUACGCAGUAUAGAGGAUUCAGUAGUAGUAAUUCAUACAGCUACCUUGCUUGCGUUGAUGAGAUGAAAGCAUUUUUUUCAUCUUCUGAAAAUUCGAGGAAAAACAUUCCUAAGCAAUUUUGUAAGUACUCUCUCCGUUCUCGAAUACUAGGCCUGUUUUGGAAUCUUGAUAUUUUUCACAAUCGAAGAGAAUUUUAUAAUUUCUUUCUAAUAUGUAUUUUAAAACAUAUUCAUGUGAGAUUUUGUUUAUUCGUUA
Molecule: messenger RNA, 1441 nt
Organism: Spinacia oleracea (spinach)
Lineage: Eukaryota; Viridiplantae; Streptophyta; Magnoliopsida; Caryophyllales; Amaranthaceae
Product: UBP1-associated proteins 1C
Exons: 5
Coding region: 363-1157 (264 amino acids)
Biological process (GO): negative regulation of transcription by RNA polymerase II; rRNA processing
Cellular component (GO): nucleolus
Molecular function (GO): DNA binding
Source: RefSeq, a predicted model, not a curated record